AUGGCGGCUCAUAGGCGCACAGGCAGCAGUCACGGGGUAGGCGCGACUGGACAGCCACGGCAACUGCCAGGGUCGGCCUGUGAAGAGUGUCGGAAAAGGAAACUGCGAUGCGAUAGGCAGCGACCGCAGUGCGGGACAUGUGCCGAUGCCGGUAUCGUGUGCGAAAUCAACAACAACCGCCUCGCGAGGGGACCCAAGAAGGGCGAUCUCAAAGCUCUGCGAAGCCGGAUCGGUACCUCCGAUGACCCCCACAUCUGCCCCUCUGAGCUUUUCGACCUUCAAAUUUCCACCCACGCCGCCGUCACCACCGAGGACCACAUUCGUGGACGACUUGAUGCGCGCAGACCUCUGUAUUUUGACCGAGUACAUCCCAAUGUUCCCAUCUUCAACCAGUCGCGAUACUUUGCCAGGGUCCGGCAGAACCCCUGUAUCGAGGGUCCUACCUCCAUGCUCUGUCUUCAGUACGCCAUGUGGACGCUCGCUAUGGCGCUGUCGUCCCAGUUUGAAAGCUCACGAGAGCUCCUCUACAACGAGACGCGGCAGAUGCUCGAGGCGCUCGACCUAGCUGAUGACGAUCUGCAGCCGGUGCGGAUCGAGCAGGUACAAGCCUGGCUUCUGGUAUCCUUUUACGAGUUGGCGCGCGCAAGCUACCGCCGAGCUCUGAUUAGCGCCGGCCGGGCGUUUCGGUUGGUGCAAUUGGCGCGCUUGCACGAGGUCGACGGCCCUGGAAACUCGGUCGAAGAGGAGGAUCCGGUGGUCAGGGAAGAGAGAAGAAGGACGUUCUGGAUGGCCUACUCUCUGGAUCGGCUCAUAUGUAUGAGGAGUCGUUGUCCUCUGACGCUGACGGAAGAAGUGAUUUGUACUCGACUACCGUCGCCAGAGCUAGCAUUCCAGAGCGGCCACCCCAUCCCAGGUUGUUUCUUACCAGAAGCCCUCGCCUCUGGCGAUCACAACUUCAUCUCACCGUUCGCCGGGUCCGUGAUGGUCAUCAGCAUUUGUGGCCGCGCACUCUCUCAUGGCCAAGCCUCUGGAGUGGAAAGGGCGUUUGGGACCGCAUCGCUCGACUUUUGGCUCCGGCACGAAUGGCUGGACGGGAUGCUGGGGCGGACACUCGAGUCGCUCACGAUGAAUUCGCCAGUCGCCUCGGCCAUGGCCGAUCCAAUGGUUUUCUUCGCCUUUAUGAUGGCGCACGCAACGACCAUCUUCAUGUGCCAGAUUGCAGAGGCGUCCGGGAUAGACAGUCAUUGUCGUCCGACGGUUGCGGACUGUCAAGGUCGCGCGACACAGGCAGCGCGGGAAAUUGCUCGAAUGGCCAAGGCACAUGAACACAUUGGGUAUUUCAAGCUAAUGCAGAGCCCACGAGGUUAG
Molecule: messenger RNA, 1368 nt
Organism: Chaetomium globosum CBS 148.51
Lineage: Eukaryota; Fungi; Ascomycota; Sordariomycetes; Sordariales; Chaetomiaceae
Exons: 6
Coding region: 1-1368 (455 amino acids)
Biological process (GO): DNA-templated transcription; regulation of DNA-templated transcription
Cellular component (GO): nucleus
Molecular function (GO): DNA binding; zinc ion binding; DNA-binding transcription factor activity, RNA polymerase II-specific
Source: RefSeq, a predicted model, not a curated record